Kwoniella mangroviensis CBS 8507 is the source of this 1539-nucleotide messenger RNA. RefSeq lists its product as uncharacterized. The record is from RefSeq and is a predicted model, not a curated record. Lineage: Eukaryota; Fungi; Basidiomycota; Tremellomycetes; Tremellales; Cryptococcaceae. The transcript has 4 exons. Bases 1 to 1539 code for a protein of 512 amino acids.
AUGAAAUUUACCCAAUCUCAACCUAAGUUGAUAUUUCCCACAAGACGUUCAUCUACCAACAAAGAUCAAUCGACAUCGACAUCGACUUCGACUUCGAGUUCAACUUCAAUUUCGAGAUCAGCAUCACCAUUAUCUAAAAUCAAAUCAUCUAGACUUACAUUCAUACAAAAGACUAAAUCGUUCAUCAACGAUAAUAGAAAUAGUAGUUCCGGAAAUUCAUCUACUCUGACACCAACCCCAACCCCAAUCCCAACUCAGACAUUCGAAAAGAAAGGACUUUCUUUUUCUACCAAAUAUCAAACACAAAAAGAACAAACCCAAACCCUAGAGAGGUCGGGAAUAAACGAGAAUCAAAUCCUUAAACAACCUCGUACACCACCUACACCUGAUCAACCCCAUCGUACCAAAUCCCAAAAACAACAACAGCAACAGGACCAACAAAGUUUAGACGACGGAUUGGCGAUUUGUUUAUUUGGUUAUUCAGUCCAAGCUCAAACUCAUCAAAUUGAUAGACAACUGAGCAGCAACGCCAUCAACGAGUCUAGUAAUCCUUCGAUUGAUCUGGACGAGGAAAAAGAAGAAGACAUAAAAGAAAAUACCUCAAGGGAAAUCCCCAGUAGUUUGUUUGAUAUAAUGUACGAUUCGACUUAUGAAGAAGAGGUAAGACAACAGGCAGUGAUGGCCGAAGUCCUACCUGAUGCUGAGAUGUGGGCCAAAUGGGAAAAGACCGAAGCUCCCUUAAGACAAGGUAGAGGAUGGUAUCCGAGAUUGGAUCGACACUUUCUCGAGCUCCUAGUAAUAUCCGAGAUCCACGCUCUCUCACACCCUUUAUCGGGUACGAACACUCCACCGGGCCAGGCCGAUCGGAUCCAGCGACAUGCCUCGAGAGUGAGGAGAGUAGCAUGCGAGAGGAUAGGUAGUGAGAGGUUGAACGCUUAUUGCGAGAGGGUUAGGGAGGCUUUUGAAGCUUAUAUGAUGGGUGGGUGGUCAACUGCGGGAGUUCAUACCACGGCGGCACAGCAACAACAUCCUCACUCACAAUCACAAGUAGAGGAAGAGGAAGAUGAUGAGCAGGAAGGGAAAGAAACGAAAGUGAAUGAUGAGGAUGAUGAUGAUGAUGUUGAUGACUUUUUGGGAGAUAGUAAAAGAGGUAGACAAAAGAAGAAAGGUAAAGGAAGUUUAUUUGAUCGCAACAAGAGUGGCAAUGACGAUGACAAAGGUAAAAUACCGAAAAUUAAUAUUAUACCAAGUCAAGAAACUGACCAAGAAGGAGAAGAAGAAGGUGAUGAUGACGAAAGUAUGAAAUCCGAUAUGGAGACAGAAUUGAAUGAGUUGAAAGAACGAUCAUAUGAAGGUUCACUAUGUGGUUCUGAGCUGGAGUCGGAGUCGGAAAGUACGGUCAAGGAUGGUGAAGAUAAAGGGAUGGAGAAGGGGAAUAAGAUGGAUUUGGAUAUGGAUAUGAACAUGGAUGAAAUCACUUAUUCGUCGAUUGUGAAAGACAACAAGUUCCUUACAUUGAACAAAUUGAAAGAUUCUUGA